Molecule: messenger RNA, 972 nt
Organism: Mesitornis unicolor (brown roatelo)
Lineage: Eukaryota; Metazoa; Chordata; Aves; Mesitornithiformes; Mesitornithidae
Product: probable E3 ubiquitin-protein ligase TRIM8
Exons: 4
Coding region: 1-972 (323 amino acids)
Molecular function (GO): zinc ion binding
Source: RefSeq, a predicted model, not a curated record
AUGUCUGAGCUGCGUGCUGUGGCUAGCUUGGAGGAAGAGCUGACCUGUCCCAUCUGCCUGGGCAUUUACAGAGACCCCGUGUCCCUGAGCUGCAGCCACAGCUUCUGCAAGGAGUGCAUCCAGGAGGUGCUCAGACACUGGCACAGCCCAGAGGGCCCUGCCAGCUGCCCGCUCUGCUGUGCCCAGGCAGACCCUGCCACGGCCCUGCAGCCCAACGUCCAGCUCCGCAGCAUCAUGCAGAAGUUUUUGGAUGCUCCCACUCAUCAAGAGCAUGAAGUGCAAAGCGAAGAGAAGGGGGAAAGUUCUAGCUGGCAAGAUGAGGUGAUCCUGUGUGAUUUCUGCCUUCAGGAGCCCCAGCCAGCCAAAAAGACCUGCCUGACUUGCGAAGCCUCCCUGUGUCAAGCCCACCUGAGGAAGCACAGCACAAAAAGCCCCCUGAAAGACCAUGUCCUGGUGGAGCCCUGUGAUCCUCAGGCUUUGGCUGAGAGGAGAUGCCCCCAGCACGGCAAACUGCUGGAGUGCUACUGCAAGAGGGACUCGGUCUGCAUCUGUGUCCUGUGCUGUGUUGCUGGCUCCCACAAGAACCAUAAAAUCAUCACUUUGGAGGAGGCUUUUGGCCAAGUGCAGCGUGAUUUUUCUGAAAGACUGACAACUGUAGAAACACAGGAAGCUGCGCUGGAUCAAAGCAUAGCAAACCUGCUGAAAGAAGAGGAGGGAGUAAAGACUAAGGAGAGCCUGCGGAGGAAUCAGCUGGAGAGCCUUUUUAAAGAGAUGCAUCUGCAGCUAGAUAACCAGAAAGCUAAGGUCCUGGAAGCUCUCAGUCACAAUGAGGAGCAACAGAUUUUUCAGAUUCAGAUGCAGAUACAAAAUCACAGAGAGGAGAAGGAUGCAGCCAGUCGUGAUAUAGAGGAGCUAAAGGCUCUGGGAGAUCAGAAAGACCCCCUUCUUUUCAUUAAGUUCAUGAACAUCUGA